AUGGCGACGCUCGAAGCGGUUGACGUGGAGGCGUACGCUGCCAAGUACAGCGGUCGCAACCGCACCGAAAGGCUCUUGUUCCUCGUCCAGACGUGUCCAGCGUUGCAGUCGGAAGCAAAGACGGCGCUGCUCCGAGAGCUCAAAGGAGGACUCAACAUGGGGCUGUACGCCGACAUGUUGGGGGACAAAGCGCAGGACGAAGCCAUGUUCAUUGACAGUGUUCGGCACAAUGCCGCAAAGCAGCACGAGCGACUGGAACAGGAGCUCAACUCGUACAAGUCGACGAUGAUCAAGGAGAGCAUCCGGAUGGGGCACAACGACUUGGGUGCGUUCUACUUUGAGCUGGGCGAUCUUCCGUCUGCGCUCAAGAGUUUCGCUCAAGCGCGGGAUUACUGUACGACCGACAAGCACAUUGUUGAAAUGUGUCUGAACGUGAGCAAAGUGGCGCUGCACAUGCGCAAUUUCGGACACGUGACCAAUUACUUGACCAAACUGGAGCAAGUGAGCUCGUCCCAGAGCGACGCUGUGUUGAAGUCGAAGGUCGCGUCGGCUUUUGGGCUUGUCGCUCUGCACGAAAAGAACUACCAUGCUGCGGCUUCCAAGUUUAUCGAGUGCAGUGCUGAGAUUGGUGCAAGUUACAACGAAGUGCUGCACGCAGAGGACAUUGCACUGUACGGUGGGGUUUGCGCUCUGGCGUCUUUUGAGCGCAAAGAGCUGAAGGAGAAAGUGAUCAACAACUCGUCGUUCAAAGCAUUCUUAGAGCUGCUGCCUUGGCUGCGCGAGCUCAUCACGGACUUCAACUCAAGCAACUAUGCGUUGUGUCUUCAGACGCUGGAGCGAAGAAAGCCUGAGCUCAAGCUCGACAUGUAUCUGUGUGAGCACGUGGAUAAGCUGUGCAAGGAGAUUCGGAGCCGCGGAAUCAUUCAGUACUUUUACCCGUACCUGUCCGUGGAUUUGCACCAGAUGGCUCGCACGUUCAACACAGCAGCAGCGGACCUUGAAAAAGAGCUGUGCGAGUUGAUUGCUGCCGAGCGUCUGCAUGCGCGAAUGGACUCGUACCAAAAGGUGUUGCAUGCGUACCAGCCGAACCACCGCACUGUUACGUACAAACGUGCGUUUGAAGUGGGCCGCAAGUAUGCUGCCGAGUCGCGCAAUCUGCUGUUGCGCAUGAGUCUGCUCAAGAACAACGUCAUCAUCCGCGACUCGUGA
Hyaloperonospora brassicae is the source of this 1209-nucleotide messenger RNA. Lineage: Eukaryota; Oomycota; Peronosporomycetes; Peronosporales; Peronosporaceae. The record is from the annotation of a GenBank genome assembly.